CCGAGGUGCGGUAUCGGGCGCGUGAAGACGGACGCUGGAGGAGCGGUACGGGCGGGCGCGAGGGAUGUAAGAGCACAGCAGAAAAUGUCCACUGAGCGAACUUCUUGGACGAGCCUGUCCAUGAUUCAGAAAGUAGCCCUGGGCCUUGGGAUCCCAGCCAGUGCUGCGGUUGCCUAUAUCCUGUACCGCAGGUACAAGGAAAGCAGAGAAGAACGGCUGACAUUUGUUGGAGAAGAUGACAUCGAGAUAGAGAUGCGAGUUCCUCAGGAGGCUGUGAAGCUUAUCAUCGGGCGGCAAGGAGCCAAUAUUAAACAGCUGCGGAAACAGACAGGUGCUCGGAUUGAUGUGGACACAGAGGAUGUAGGAGACGAGCGAGUGCUACUUAUCAGUGGUUUUCCUGUUCAGGGAGAGGUGGCGAGACAAUUCGUUCUAUCUGUAAGGCCUCUGGAGCCAAAAUUACCUGUGACAAAGAAUCAGACGGGACGUUACUACUAUCAAGGCUUAUCAAAAUCUCAGGAACACAGAAAGAAGUGGCAGCAGCCAAGCAUUUGAUACUGGAGAAAGUGUCAGAAGAUGAAGAGCUUCGCAAGAGAAUCACCCAUUCUGCAGAAGCCAGGGUCCCUCGC
Octodon degus (degu) is the source of this 626-nucleotide messenger RNA. RefSeq names its product tudor and KH domain-containing protein-like. The record is from RefSeq and is a predicted model, not a curated record. Gene Ontology annotation, molecular function: mRNA binding. Bases 85 to 552 code for a protein of 155 amino acids. NCBI's taxonomy places the organism in Eukaryota, Metazoa, Chordata, Mammalia, Rodentia, Octodontidae. Gene Ontology annotation, cellular component: nucleus; cytoplasm. Gene Ontology annotation, biological process: regulation of gene expression. The transcript has 6 exons.